AUGAAAACUAUUUUUACAGAAAUGGAUUCUAAAUCAGACUAGCAACUAGUGAAGGAAAUCAAUUAUCUUUCUCUGCGCCUACACUUCGAAUCCCCUCGCACUCAACAAGCCAUGAAAGAACUCAAUCUAACAAAACAACAAUGUCAACUCAAAAAUCUCUCGGAAUUUCUGCAAUAUCCCAAUGAAGUCGAUGUCAUGUAUUUGAAUCAUUUACAACUUUUGAAAGAUAAUCUCUCAAAUCUAGUCAAUCGAAGAAGGGAUAUUAUUGGCCCUUCAAUCAAAAUAGUAUUCACCACUCCAAAACAAUCGAAGCAGUUCAAUUUUCUCAAACGAAUCUUUGAUCAUGACCUAAAGCAGUUAUAUCAAUCAGAAAUGCUUAUUAAAUAAUAAUAAUAAAGAACCACCGACAAAAGCUUUAAAUCUGUCGAGGACAAUCUGAAAUCCAUCUCUAAAAAAGCCAAGGCUCAUAACACAACUGUUGAAAGGAAACUCUCUCUCUUAAAGUAAACUAGAGAAGAUGAAUUGGAUGAUAGAUUAAAUAAGAGUCUCGAUUUCGAUUCCAAAUUUGAACCAAUCCAAAAAUCAUUACAAGAAUCGAAAACUAAAUUCAAAGUCAUGAUGUCCUCAAAAACUCAAUAAAUAUAGGAUUAUCAUCUAGAAAAAAAGAAGAACAUUUGUGAUCAAGAGGAAUUGCGGAGAACUAAUCUAUAAUUCAAUACAAUGGAAAAGUCUUAAAGAAGUACACACUUUAAAUAAGGCAUUUCUAGUCAAGAUCGCAUUGAAUUAGUAUAAAAAUAAGAAUUAGAACAACAGCAGAAUGUAAUCAACAAAAUCGUUAAAUCAAUCCAAAGGACUUCCACAUAGACUCAAUAGAAUUAAUCGAUUAUGCAAAAUACCAUCCAGAAAAUGAAAGAAGAAUAAGAUAAAAAGAUAACUAAGGUUCAAUAAAAUCUUACUUCAAAAUCUCUAUUCUAAUCCGAACGAGAAAAUGCGACGACCUAAGAUAUUAAAGAGAAACUUAUAUCAAGCAAUACAAAAGCGAAACAACGCUUAUUGGAUAUCCAAUCCAAGCUAAAAAAUUUAAGUCAAUAAAAAUAAGAAAAAUAAUAAGAGUUACUUAAUAAUUAUACUAGUAAAAUGGAGAAGAGAAAUGAAACCAUUAUUGAAAAGCAUCUCAAAUUAAGGCAGAAACUAAAAAAGAACCAAAAAAGUAAUACUGAUAUGGUUUAAUAAAUGCAUUAAUUAAUUAUUGAAAAGGACGAGCUUAAUCAAAAUAUCACCAAGGCUUAAAGACUAAUAGUUACGAAGCCAACAAAAAAUAUUGAAGAAUUACUCAACCAUGUUCUUUUUAAUUGA
Paramecium tetraurelia is the source of this 1356-nucleotide messenger RNA. RefSeq lists its product as uncharacterized. Lineage: Eukaryota; Ciliophora; Oligohymenophorea; Peniculida; Parameciidae. The record is from RefSeq and is a predicted model, not a curated record. The transcript is spliced from 3 exons.